This is a messenger RNA of Danaus chrysippus (African queen), 3522 nucleotides long. The record is from the annotation of a GenBank genome assembly. Lineage: Eukaryota; Metazoa; Arthropoda; Insecta; Lepidoptera; Nymphalidae.
AUGGAUGAUGACAGAAAAGAAUUUGGAGAAGUAUCAGUCAGGAAGGUUGUGGAAAAACUGAACCAGCGUGCACCGAAGAAUCUGGACAAAUUAAACCUGGAUCCAGUUAAUCAUUAUAUUGGUGCUUUGGGUCCAACUCACUCAUUGAUGGAUAAAAUAACGUUUGAGAGUGAAAAACUCAAAGGAAGCCAGAGUGAGUCAUCUUCUAGAAGAAAUAGUGAUGAUGGGGGACGAGCUAAGAGGGAAAGACUACGGGAAGAUGGUACUAGUUCCGAACCGCCAACAGCGAGUGUAACUCACAAUACUUGGGAAGACCUCACCAGCUCGACUUCUACCACCAGGACUGAGUUGAGCAUCUCUGAUGGCGCUGAUGAGCAGGUGAGAACUCGUCGAAGAAGUCAGGAAUCAGCUCUCCCCAAUACUCCACUGCAGCGUCCCGCGUGGAGAUCAGCUGAUAGCUUAGCACCAGAUUCUGCCUUCGGAACAUCACUAGCAGAUAUUAUGGAGAGCCCGAACAACAAGAGCCCGUUCGUGGAAUCAACAGGAAAUCAGAUAUAUCUUCGCGAUGAUAUUAUAUCUCGGGAUAGUUCAGAGGAAAGGCGGGCUAAACUCAACUGGAAGUUAGUAAGAAAUGUCACUUCCGCCGCUGGAGCCUUCAAUAAGAAUGCUCUGCCCGGAUCAGCGAUACCAAGUUUCCAAUCAAAACCUGGAAGUAAUCAUUCUAAUUAUAACAAACAGAAAAGAAAAGAAUCGAUGGGAAAUACAAAGAAUGAAAAAGUUGAAGAUAUUGGCGAAAUCAGCCCUGAGGGUCUAGACCCGGAUUCCCUAAUGUUCCGUGACGGGAGGCGUCGUAUUGACAUGGUGCUGGCCUACGAGGAGGAGGACUACGGAGUUAUGACGGAGGCUGAGGCGAGGAGGAGAGAGUGCAGGAGGACUUUCCAGGAGAAUUUAGUGAAGGAAGGCUUGGAAUUGGAGCUUGAGAAUAAAUGCCUUUCCUUUGAUGGUAAAACUUGGUUUCUGAAGAUUCACAUACCUUGGAAGACAGAAAUGAGAUUGGCAGAAGUCAUCGGCAUGAAGUUCCCAACUAAAAGAUUCAUUACAAUAUCUGUUAGAGCCUGGGGAAACGAAGUCCAAGCGCAGAGAGAAAAACGUUGGCACACAAAAUGGAGGAGAAAAUGGAAGGAGUUAUAUGAAUAUGAACCAACCAGAAUAGAACCUGAACCCUCCUUCUACAGCGCUACGGACAAACCAGGAGUCAGGAGGGAGGAACAAUUCCUAGUAAAAGACAGACACACAAUGUUUUCUCCGGCGCAACGCAGUCUCAUGGUGAUGCAGAUUCUGUUGAGAGCAAAAUACGAUAAUAAUGAUACUAAGAUGGGUAUCCGUCGCCUGUUGAACGACGGUACAUACCUGGCGUGCUUCCCGCUGCACGAGGGCCGCUACGACCAGGACAACGACGACAAGACACAGACGGACAGACGGCUUUUAUAUCUAGAAUGGGCUCGUCCUUGCAAGUGGUACAAAAAACAGCCUUUGUGGCUCGUCAGAAGAUAUUUUGGAGAAAAGAUAGCUUUAUACUUUUGUUGGCUUGGAUUUUACACGAAAAUGUUAUACGCGCCCGCCAUCGUGGGCACACUCUGCUUCUUGUACGGACUAGCGAGCAUGAACUCACAAGAUAACAUACCUAGUAAGGAAAUAUGCGACGCCUCCGGACCUGGCAACACCACGUUGUGUCCUCUGUGCGACAAGGCCUGUCAGUAUCAACUUCUAUCAGACUCUUGUUUAUUCGCCAAGCUGACAUACUUGUUCGACAACCCGGCGACCGUGUUCUUCGCUAUAUUCAUGUCUUUCUGGGCUACAACAUUCCUUGAACUUUGGAAACGAAAACAGUCGGUGUUAAGAUGGGAGUGGGAUCUAGGAGGAGUUGACCAAGACGAGGACCCUCGCCCCGAAUUCGAAACGUCAGUCAAAACUUUCCGCACCAACCCCGUGACGAGGGAGAAGGAGCCUUACUUACCGACUUGGCAGAAAACAAUGAGAUAUGUAGCGACCAGCUCGGCUGUACUGUUUAUGAUAACCAUAGUAAUGGGCGCAGUAUUAGGCACUAUAAUCUAUAGGAUCUCUAUGGUGUCAGUAAUCUACGGCGGCAGCGGGUUCUUCUUAAAGAAACACGCAAAAAUCUUCACCGCCAUGACGGCCGCCUUGAUAAACUUAACGAUGAUCAUGAUUCUGACGCGUAUUUACGCCAAAGUCGCCGUUUAUUUAACGAACGUCGAAAACCCGAGGACUCAGACCGAGUACGAAGAUUCCUACACCUUCAAGAUAUUCUUCUUUGAAUUCAUUAAUUUCUAUUCAUCGCUCAUAUACAUAGCUUUUUUUAAGGGUCGUUUCUUCGACUACCCUGGCGACGACCAAGCCAGGAAAUCUGAGUUUUUCAAGUUGAAGGGCGACAUCUGUGACCCGGCCGGCUGUCUGUCUGAACUAUGCAUACAACUGGCAAUCAUUAUGAUCGGGAAGCAGUGCUUCAAUAACUUCGUUGAACUUGGAUAUCCUAAGUUACACAACUGGUGGCGUCUUCGGUCCCAUCGCGCGGUGACCCGCGACCCGACGCGCGCGCACAUGGCCUGGGAACAAGACUAUCACUUACAAGACCCGGGGAGACUCGCGCUGUUUGAUGAAUAUCUGGAGAUGAUUCUCCAAUACGGUUUCGUGACUCUGUUCGUGGCUGCCUUCCCCUUGGCGCCGUUGUUCGCGUUACUCAACAAUGUAGCCGAAAUACGUUUAGACGCUUACAAGAUGGUGACGCAGGCAAGGAGGCCGCUCGCCGAGAGGGUCGAGGACAUAGGAGCUUGGUACGGCAUCUUAAGAGGUAUCACGUACGCAGCGGUGGUGUCCAAUGCGUUCGUGAUAGCGUACACGAGCGACUUCAUCCCCCGCAUGGUCUACAAGUACGUUUAUUCUCCUAACAAGACCCUGACCGGGUACAUAGACCACUCUCUGUCGUUGUUCAACACAUCCGACUAUCGAGCUGACUGGGGCGCGGACAGCGAGACCGAUCCGCCGGUGUGCUCUUAUAGGGGUUACCGCAACCCGCCGACACACAGCGACCCCUACGGACUAUCGCCGCACUACUGGCAUGUGUUCGCGGCUAGGCUGGCCUUUGUCGUGGUCUUUGAGCACGUGGUUUUCGGUCUGACGGGUUUGAUGCAACUCUUCAUACCGGACGUGCCGACCGAGCUCCGGAUACAGAUACAGAGAGAGGCGCUGCUGGCCAAGGAGGCCAAGUACGAACACGGACGGAGGAGGCUGUCUACGGAGUACAGGCAGCUGCUGACACACACGGACGACGGUGAGACACACACACACACGGAUAGACAGACACACACACACACGGGCGGACGACGAGCGGGCCUCGGGGCCUUACCAGCGUCGGACCUCGCGGGCUUCAGACGGCCUGGACGCGCACGUAGCCGUCACACAAAGACCUGCCUCACCGAAAAUAACACACUGAUAACACGAUAA